This is a messenger RNA of Trichobilharzia szidati, 2940 nucleotides long. The record is from the annotation of a GenBank genome assembly. NCBI's taxonomy places the organism in Eukaryota, Metazoa, Platyhelminthes, Trematoda, Strigeidida, Schistosomatidae.
UACGAUAUAUAUAUAUAUAUAUGAGCAUAUUAUAAUAACAUUAAUAAUAAGGGUUUUAUGAAAUCAUUUGGUAUUUCGUCGCUUCAUUAGAAGCAGAUUUAAAACCACGUUAUCAUCAGUGGGCCAACAAUCAUCAUCAAAUGGUCAAAAUUGUUGUUGUUACAAAUCAAUUUCAAAUUUGCCACGGCUUUUUGUUUUAAUUUGCAUUUUCCUCUCUCGCUCUCCCUGCAUGUAUGUGUAAAAACCGAUUGUGUUUCUCUCAACCACUUUGAUCGCAAUCACUUGUAAAUAAUAUUCGGACAUUCGUGUUUACAUUUUCAAAGAUAUAUAUAUAUAUAUAUAUAUAUUCACAGGACAUUUAAAAAAUAUAUUUAACUGUAAACUGUUACAUCAUAACACUGGACACUUUUAGUGUUUCAUACAAAUCUUUAUAAUUAGAAGAAUAUGCUUCCAAUGUUUGAAGAGAUUGGUUUAAAUUGUCCAUUACAAAAUGAAACUUGUUUGUUCAAACUAUACGAUGAAAGUCCUUGGUCACUUGAUGGAAAGACAGAUAGUGUCCAGAUGAAUGGAAUCAAUACCGGCAAAAUGUCAAAAACCAGUGGCAAAACUGACCAAGAGAGUUUGACAUCACUUGUCAACAAAAUUAACAAUGACAAUCAAGAAGCUCCAAUAGUCGAUAGUCUCGAUGAACAACAAUCAUGGCAUUCCACAUCACCGUGUUCUUCAGAAUCUGCAGAUUCAUUUUCUUCAAAUAGUAGAAAUGAUUUAAGAAGUUAUUUAGAAGGUCCACUGUCACCAGAACAAUCAACUGUUAUUAAUUCAAGAUAUACGACGCAUAUAGAAUCUUUGUCAUCUGAUCUCCUAUCGGAAUUUAUGACAAUGGACACAAUUACACCAAUGAAUAUUUUAAGUAUACCUAAUCAUUUUGAAAACACCCUGGAUCCUUCAUUAUUCUAUGCUGAUUACAUAAAAAACACUCAUGAUAAUUAUUAUUCUAAUUUUUCUGAUGAAUGCAUCAAUGAGAUGAAUAAUGAUCAACUGGAAAGCUCUAAAGAGGGAACUUCUAAUUCCAAUGAGUAUUGUACAGAGGAAGAUUUAUUAAAGUUAUAUAAUAAUAAUAAUAGAAAUGAAAGAGAUUCGAACAGUGGAACUAGUCAAAGAAGUAGACCGUUAUCAAUGAAAUCAGUCAACGAUAAGCCUCAUGUUACUGAAUCACCACCACCACCACCACCAGUUCCCUCAUCAUCCUCAUCGUUUACAGAUAAUUUUGGAUAUUUUCAUUCACCGAAUGAAUUAGCCAGUGAAGAUAUUGCUUGGAUGGAUACAUUAGAUGUCUCCGGCUUGGGAUUAGAUGAUGUUGAACAGAUAUUCUCAACUGUCAAUUCACCUGAAGAAGAAAUCAACAAAUCUGAUCACUAUUGUACAGUGAAAUCACAUUCAAGUAGUGAGUUACAGCAGUCAUCUUCAACAGAUCAAUUAUCCAAUCAACCUGUAAUCAUUUCAAAGGCUUGUAAAUCAUCCAUCGGAAAUGAUCUGUUACAUGAAGCGGAACAGAUAGGCGAUAAUAUGUCAGAUACAGAAAGAGUUUCUUGCAAUAUUAAUGAUAAUAAUAAUAAUCUUUAUCAUGAAGAUAGAUAUAACGAUGAGCACAAUUCAGAUAGUACGCUAACUUGUUCUGAAGCUGAAUACCACACAAAUUUACUGCGACAAAAACGUUUAAAAAAGCAUCGUUUAAAGAUUAAGGCGAAAUCUAGGCACAAUAAUCCAUGCACUUCUAGUGAUGACAAUUACUCGGAUUCAUCGUUCAGUGAUGAUCAUGAUGAUGAAGAAUCCUUAUCAUCGGAGGUGAAUUACAGGCCAGAAGUGUAUUAUAAAAGUAAUACCUCUAAAAGAUUCAAUCAUUCCGUCACUUAUGGUGGUGAUAGUGCAAGUUAUCGAAAUAAAAAACAUCAGUCGUAUUGUUGUAGUACACAAUCACAAGCUACAGAUAUUAAUGACUGUGAACCAUGGUGGCCUAAUCCAGUGACACGACGUAUGCAUAAAGAUUUUCAAUCAGCUAUCUGGAUAACUAACUCCACACAACAUGCUGAUGAUGAUGAUUAUCAUGGCGACGACCGUGACGGUAAAAAUAAUCAUGAUAACAGUGAUAAAAAGAGGUCAACAAAGACGAAAUUAUCUCCUGCAACACAUGAAGUGCAUAAUUCUGAUUCAGAAAGAUCUAAUUCCUCAAUGGAUCAAUUCAAAAGCAAACAUCAUCGAGAUCUUCAGCAUCAUUCUUCUUAUAAAUGUUUAAAAAGCUCAAAAUAUAAAAAGCACAGGAAAUUUUCCACCUCUUCAGUUGACUCCCAUUGGUUAACAAAACGAAAGUGUAAACAAAUGGAAUUAUGGCAGUUUAUAUUGUGUCGUUUAGAGACAGGUAAUGAGACGACAGCAUUUCAAUGGGUCAAUCGAUCGACAGGAAUAUUUCGUAUUGUCAAUACACAAUUAAGCGCAAAAGAAUGGGGUCAUUAUCGGAAUAAUAAACAUAUGGAUUAUGAAAAAAUGGCUAGAGCUAUGCGAUUUUAUUACAAAGAUUCAAUAUUAAGAAAAUCACGUCAACAACUUCAUUUUCAAUUUGCUAUGCCAUAUGUUCAAUGGGCAGAGAAAUUUUAUCGUGAUAAGAAAUGAGGAAAUGCUCCUAUACUCGUCUAUCUAUGAAUACUUGUUCUCUCUUCCUUUUGUGCAUAAAAGCGGAAAUUGUGAAUAGACGCCAUUGUACAUUGAUUGCAGUGUUGUACCCUAGUGGGUCGUUGUGUUGGCUGUUACUGUGUUUCGUCUAACAAAUCAGAAAUAAUCUCCACUUUGUACAUUAUAUAAACUUCUCUUUUAUUCUACUUAAUUUCAAUCAAUUUUUACUUGUGUGUACCUGUGAAUCCGACUUCCAUUCUUUGUUUUCAGAAU